AUGAAAGUGCUCAAUUUUUCAAAUUCUCAAGAUGUACAAACGAGCGCUUUCCUUGGCGAUAACGACUUCGAGAUUUUUGACGAAAAGCCCCCGAAUCGUGGAUCGGGAGACUCCGGUCAAAGCGCUCUCUUCAACGAUGAACGAAGAUGGAAAGAUGACGAGACGUUUAACGCAAUCGGAGCAGCUGAUGAGCUUGCAUCGUAUCUCGGAGUGUGCAGAGAAGCGGCUGUUCGUGCGUGUCUACCCCCGGAAGUCGCAGAGACGUUGAUCCGAGUGCAAUGCUGUCUACAAGAUGUGUUGGCUCAUUUUGCGACCCCGCCCAAUGCAACUGAUCGCAAGAAGAAAUUGACGAAUUUUGAUUCGGCGAUGGUCUACUGGUUGGACGGAGAAAUCGAGCGAUUCGCUGAGAAAGUCCCACCAUUGAGGCAAUUCAUUUUGAGUGGCGGCGGGGAAACAUCGGCAUCUUUGCAAUUCGCGCGAACGAUUGCACGACGAGCCGAAAGAGCUGCGGUGCCUCUAUUGCGAGCUGAAGCAAUUGAUCCAAAAGCUUUGGUCUUUCUGAAUCGAUUGUCGGAUUUGUUAUUCUUGCUUGGAAGAUAUUCUUGUAUGAAGACCGGGCACGAGGAAUUGGUGUACAUGCGUCCAAAGGAAUUCACAAAACAACGAUGGCAAAGCAAGAAAUUGGUGAUGCCACUUCAUCCAUCUCUUCUUCGGGUGUUGGCCAGGCGGCCUCUUUACACUUCGGGCGUUGUUAGCAAUCGACGUGGCCCGUUGACCUUUGAUGGUUGGUACCCGCGUGAUCACAAGCCGGGCCCGUAUCCGGAGACGGAAGAAGAACGACGAGCCGCCGCCAUCAAAUACGGACUCCGGCCCGAGGACUACAAGCCAAUUGAUAAGAAUGAUGUCGUGCGAUACGCUGGCGAUUAUCCAGAGUUCGGCAUUGUAACUUUCGAUCACAAAGAUCCAUACGAGGAUUGGGGUGAUCGAAUGAUGCGAAGAAAUUGGGGAGAAAUGACGGGAAUCGACAUGAUGCGCUAUCGGCCCGAUCGUUUGACAUUCACCGGACUCAAUGAAGAGGAUUACACAACAUGGGGUCACAUCAAGAUCAUUCUUCGAGUUGUCGUGCCAAUGCUUGUCCUCAGCUAUUUCUUCAUCGACUCCGAUCCAAGUGCGCUCCGAUGGAGAAAUCCCACGAUGCCAAAGCAGUACGCUUGGGACUUUGCCCGUGCUUUCCCAUACGAGGAUCCCCGCGACUACCCGAUCACCAAUUACUCCUUCGAACUCGAGGACAAG
Mesorhabditis belari is the source of this 1293-nucleotide messenger RNA. NCBI's taxonomy places the organism in Eukaryota, Metazoa, Nematoda, Chromadorea, Rhabditida, Rhabditidae. The record is from the annotation of a GenBank genome assembly.